Thlaspi arvense is the source of this 642-nucleotide messenger RNA. NCBI's taxonomy places the organism in Eukaryota, Viridiplantae, Streptophyta, Magnoliopsida, Brassicales, Brassicaceae. The record is from the annotation of a GenBank genome assembly.
AUGGAGUCCGUACAGCCACACCUCGACACCCUUGUCUCUGUUAAAGCAAUCCACGGCUCAAGUGGCGGUAACGGCGACGCGGACGGUGGAAAAGAGCUCAUCACCGACAACGGGGAGCCUCGUCGGAGCUCCGGUGUAGUCGAGGAGGAGAUAGUGAAGGAUGAGGAGAGGAGAUCCAAUGCGUCCAUGUGUUCGGUGGAAGUAGAUCUGGAGCUCGGGAUGCCUGAGAAAGCCGUACAUUUGUCGCAACCUGACAAGGACUGCAGGAUUUGUCACAUGAGCUUGGAUGCAGCGAAUCUGGAAUCUGGUGUUCCGAUUGAGCUAGGCUGUUCUUGCAAAGACGAUCUCGCUGCUGCUCACAAACACUGUGCUGAGACUUGGUUCAAGAUCAAAGGAAACAAAAUCUGUGAAGUGUGUGGGUCGAUUGCGGGUAAUGUUGUUGGAACUGUGGAGGCAGAGUCUGAGGAAACUCGGAACGAAGCAAAUGGCACAGUGAAUCAAGCUCUGAGAACCUCCGGUCCGCGGUUGGCGCAAUCUAGAAGCUUCUGGCAAGGUCACCGGUUCUUGAACUUCCUUUUAGCCUGUAUGGUCUUCGCCUUUGUGAUCUCAUGGCUCUUCCAUUUCAAUGUUCCCUCCACAUAG